AUGGUGGGAUGCCUUCAAUUGCACCGAAAACCAGACUAUAUCUUGGUUACAAAACUUGGAGCAUUAAAAGGGAAAUUGAAAGAAUGGAGCAAAACUGUCUCGAGAAACGUAAGAGCCCAAAAGCAAGAGGUGUUGAGACAACUAGCUGAACUAGAGGAGAUGAAGGAACAUAGAGCUUUAGAGGCAGUGGAAAUAACCUCUAGACUAACUCUGAGUAUGAAAUUUGAAGACAUAGCCAACGGGGAAGAAAUUGCAUGGAGACAAAGGUCCAGGGCGGUAUGGUUAAAGCAAGGGCAUAGGAACACUGGUUUUUUUCAUAGAACUGCCAAUGCACACAGGAGUACAAACACAAUUGAUAAGUUAAAAGUAAGAGGUGUGAUCAUGACGAAAGCAGAAGAGGUUCACGAGGAGAUAAUAAGUUACUAUGAGAAGCUGUAUUCUGAACCAGAAGACUGGAGACCACAUCUUGACAUGAGGAACUGUCCAACGAUUGGAGAAGAGGAAAGUAGCUUACUGAUGGCACCAUUUGGGCAACAAGAAAUUCUGGAGAGUAUAAAAACAUGUGCAGGUGACAAAGCACCAGGACCCGACAGUUUUUCCAUGGCUUUCUUUAGCCAAUGUUGGGAAACCAUCAACACUGACCUAAUUGCAGCAGUACAAAAUUUUCACAAGAAAUCUUCGAGAAGAGCAUCAAUGCCAUAUUUGUAG
Molecule: messenger RNA, 708 nt
Organism: Capsicum annuum
Lineage: Eukaryota; Viridiplantae; Streptophyta; Magnoliopsida; Solanales; Solanaceae
Exons: 1
Coding region: 1-708 (235 amino acids)
Source: RefSeq, a predicted model, not a curated record